GCCAGAAAAACAACUCCGAAAAGAUCGACACCGCGAAAUAUGAGGAAGUCCUUCCAUGAGGUAGUGGUAGAAGAUGUACCGGAUGACGAUGAGGUAGGAAAGGAUCAGACGAAGGAAGACGGAGGACCGAGCAAUAUAGUGGAUAUCGCCCAUGAGCUCGAGGUCGUCCAGAUGACUAAGUUUCGAGAGAAGAGGCUGAAGGAGUUACGACAGGUUAAGAAGCAGGAAAUGGAGGAUAUCUGCUCCGAGGAAGGCAUCACGUAUGUGAAGCUUGAUCAAGCGAAAGCGGAUGUCGCGGAAAUCCGAGCAAGGAGGGACUAUGCAGCUUGGCUGAAGGAGAAAGAUGUCGUUGACGAUGACGAAGAUCGCGAGCUUCACUACUAUACCUCGGCUGAGGAUGUUGACGACGCUUGAGGGCACUCCCUGGGUGCGUCACAAUUACAGGAGUUGGCUUUAUUUUAUCGU
Chara braunii is the source of this 465-nucleotide messenger RNA. The record is from the annotation of a GenBank genome assembly. NCBI's taxonomy places the organism in Eukaryota, Viridiplantae, Streptophyta, Charophyceae, Charales, Characeae.